Molecule: messenger RNA, 519 nt
Organism: Staurois parvus
Lineage: Eukaryota; Metazoa; Chordata; Amphibia; Anura; Ranidae
Source: the annotation of a GenBank genome assembly
AGUCUUCAACAGGUGUACCAGCUUCUCCCCUCCAGUCUUACACAGGUGUAUCGGCUCCUCCCCUCAGUCUUGCACAGGUAUAACGGCUCCUCCCCUCAGUCUUGCUCAGUCUUGCACAGGUGUACCAGCUCCUCCCCUUCAGUCUUGCUCAGUUGUAUCAGCUCCUCCCCUCAGUCUUGCACAGGUGUAACGGCUCCUCCCCCCCUCAGUCUUGCACAGGUGUACCAGCUCCUCCCCUUCAGUCUUGCACAGGUGUACCAGCUCCUCCCCUCAGUCUUGCACAGGUGUACCGGCUCCUCCCCUUCAGUCUUGCACAGGUGUUCAGGCUCCUCCCAUUCAGUCUUGCACAGGUGUAUCAGCUCCUCCCCUUCAGUCUUGCACAGGUGUACCAGCUCCUCCCCUUCAGUCUUGCACAGGUGUACCAGCUCCUCCCCUUCAGUCUUGCACAGGUGUAGCCUCCAUUUCCUGUUCUUACCUGACAGGAGUGACACCCUCCAUCUGCUUCAAGGUUGGACGUGU